AGCCAUUGGAAUGGAAAUUGUGACCAUAUCUCCAUAGUAUGAGAUAAAAGGGUGUGUGCGAGUGGCAGCCAUUGAAGAUAACACCCAGUAAAAACCCAGAUGGCGGACUGCCCACAGGGAGGGGACUUGAUAUAAAGUAUCAGAGUGAGAGAGUGAUGGAACCUCCAGGAAUUCCAUCCUAAAAACCUGCGGAGGAGGAGGUAAAUCAGACUGUGAGAUCUCACUCGAACAGACAUGGCCAGGGCUAGCCUCCUCUACCUGGGGCUAGUGCUGUGUGUGCACUCCUUAACAGCCCAGGAUGCAGGGCAGAUCAGGACUGGGCAGGAGGGAGGGGGGCAGGAAGAUGGUGAGUGGUUCACUGGAGCCCAUGGAGUGCAGGAUUUGGCUCAGCUGUCAUGGGACUAUUUGCAGUGCUGGUUCUCUCCAGAGAAAUGUGAAGAAAGUGAGCGACCUGCGGAUUGGGGCUGGCCUACUGUUGGCUGGGAAUCCCUGCAGUUUUUAUCAGACUGGUAUUCACGAGUAUCCGAAAGCGGGGACUAUGCCUAUGGAAGGAUUUCCAAUAAUCUAACAGGUUUGCAAUGGGACCUAAGCACACGUGUACAUGGGCAACACCUGGCCAAGGAUCUAAUAGUAACCUCCUUUCAAGAUUUCCUUGAGGACAGUGGACCCAAAAAGCCACUAAUCCUCUCUUUCCAUGGCUGGACUGGAACGGGUAAAAAUCUGGUGGCCCGGAUCAUAGCAGAGAACCUGUAUGAAGAUGGACAGCGGAACCGCUGUAUCAGAAUAUUUUUUCCACAGUUGCACUUCCCCCACGCCUCACACUUGGAGGUCUACAAGGUUCAGUUGGAGAAACAGCUCCGAGACAUAUCCUUGCGUUGCUCGCAGCCCCUGUUCAUCUUUGAUGAUGCAGAUAAGAUCCCUGUUGCGCUUUUGACUUCGAUUAUUCCAUAUAUUACUCAGUCAGAGACACAGCAAACCCCCAGCAUUUUCAUAUUCCUCAGUGGUUUGGGCAGUACUGCAAUUAACGAGGUGGCCCUCACUUUCUGGCGUGCAGGACGCCAUCGGGAGGAGAUUACAGCUGAUCACCUGGACCGUCCUUUGAAAGCCUCCAUAAGGGACCAAGGAGACAGUGUUCUGCUCUGGCAUCUCGUGACUGAGGGUCACGUUGAUGUGUUUGUCCCUUUUCUGCCGCUGGAGCGAGCUCACGUGAAGCUGUGUGCCAGGGAUUCCUUUGUGGCACGAGGGUUGCAAUACACAGAGACCGCUCUAGAUGUUCUUACUAAAGGAUUGCUAUUUGUUCCAAAGGAGGAGAAGCUGUUUUCUGCCCAAGGCUGCAAACUCGUGGCACAGAGAAUUAACUUCCUGCAGUAGCU
Messenger RNA from Pelobates fuscus (common spadefoot toad), 1373 nucleotides. RefSeq names its product torsin family 3 member A (gene TOR3A). The record is from RefSeq and is a predicted model, not a curated record. The transcript is spliced from 6 exons. Gene Ontology annotation, cellular component: endoplasmic reticulum lumen; nuclear envelope. NCBI's taxonomy places the organism in Eukaryota, Metazoa, Chordata, Amphibia, Anura, Pelobatidae. Bases 235 to 1371 code for a protein of 378 amino acids. Gene Ontology annotation, molecular function: ATP hydrolysis activity; ATP binding.